Molecule: messenger RNA, 6039 nt
Organism: Fonticula alba
Lineage: Eukaryota; Rotosphaerida; Fonticulaceae
Exons: 12
Coding region: 1-6039 (2012 amino acids)
Biological process (GO): phospholipid translocation
Cellular component (GO): plasma membrane
Molecular function (GO): ATP hydrolysis activity; ATP binding; magnesium ion binding
Source: RefSeq, a predicted model, not a curated record
AUGUCGCUGUCCCCCCACGCUUCCUCCGACCAGUCCGAGGGAUCGACUCCGUACACAUCCCAGUCGCCGUUGAUCGUCGUGCCGGCUGGACGCCCGGCCCCCGAGCAGCCGAUCGAUCUGACCGGCGCACCCCAUGAGCCGGUAUCGAUCUUGGCCAAUGCCGGGGCCGGGGCCGGGGCCGGCAGCGGCGGCAACAGCAGCGGCGCCGGCACCGGUGCCGAUGGCGGCGGCCAUGGAGCUGGCAGCCAUGCAGCGGCUGGCCGCCCGCGCGUGACCUUCGCCGAGCCCGAGCCCGAGCCCGCCGGCCUGGUGGUCGACGCCUUCUCCGACGAGGAUGACUUCCUUGAUGACGAGGAGGAUGCCUUUUACGAGGAGGACCUGCACGAUGGCUUUGACCCUGGCCACAGCUCGGGCGACGAGUCGGACGAGCCUCCCUGCGAUUGCGCACAUUCCGGCGAUCCGAACCAGGUGCGCGCCCGUGGCGAUCUACACCGGCAUGGCCCAGCGAGCGCCGGCACUGGCGCUGCCCGGUCGCUGGUCCCCUGGGCCGGGUCAUCCUCGCGCGCCGCCACCGACACGGUGGCCCAAGCACCGCGCGUUAUUUUCAUCGGGUCCAUCGGCGACGGCUCGGCCGACCAGCAGGCCACAUUCCACCUGGCCAGCCUGCUGUCCUUGUCCUGGUGGAUGAGCAUCAUGUCCUGGUGCUGGGCCCGGCCGGAGGACCAGAUCGAGCCCUCCUCGCUGGCGAUGCCGCACCCGCAGAACUCCAACUUCGUGCAGAAUGCCGUGUCCACCAGUAAGUACACCAUCCUCACCUUCCUGCCGAAGUUCCUCUUCGAGCAGUUCGGCCGAGCGUCCAACUUCUUCUUCCUCGUGUGUGCCUGCCUCACGCUGGUGCCGAAUGUCGGUGUCAUCAGCCCGGCCCUGGCCGCGGCGCCGCUGCUCGUUGUCAUUGUCCUGUCGGCCUUCAAGGAGCUCAUCGAGGAUUUCCUGCGCUACUGGGCCGAUCGCCAGACCAACCGUCGUCCCGUCAUGGUUCUCCGUCAGGGGCAAUUUGUGCCGGUCCGCUCGGGAGCCAUCUGCGUGGGGGACACCCUUUGCCUGGCCAAGGACGACGCGGUGCCCGCGGACAUUGUGCUUAUCUCCACCUCCGAGCCGCAGGGCGUCUGCUUUGUCGAGACAGCCUCGAUCGAUGGCGAGACCAACCUCAAGAUUCGCAGCGCCCUGCCCAUCACGCACCGGCUGAAGCGCCUGGACCAGUUUUCCCGCCUGGCCGGAUCCAUCCAGUGCGAGCAGCCCAACAGCCGGCUGUACACCUUCUCGGGGCUGGCAGAGCUGACGCUGCAGCCGCGCGCCGGUGGCGGCCAUGCCCCGGCGCGCGAGCACCACGAGCACCAUGGCGCCAGCCCGCCCCUUGGCCCGGGGCCGGCGGCCGGCGAUGGCGCCUCGGCCUGCGCGUCUCCCACCAUGCCCGGCUCUCCGGGCAGCAAUGUGCCCGGGACGCCGGGCCGGAGCCCGCGCCUGCCCACGCGCUCGGUGUCCUUGCGUGCCCAGCGGCCGGUGGCAUCGCCCAGCCGCCGUGGCCGGUCUGUGGAUCUCUCCGGCCGGGCUGGCAGCGAUCUGGACUUCCUGACCGGCCCGCCGCCGGUGGAGGCCGGUGUGUCCGGGGCCAGCCCGCCCCUUGCCCCGGGUCCGGCGCAGCUGCUGCUCGAUGGCCCGAGCGCCGGGCCCGGCGGGUCGGUGGCCUCGCCGCGGGCCCCGGCCACCGACAUGGACGCCCCGCAUGCCGGGCCGGGCGCCCUGCGCAUUCAGAUCCCCGCCUCGCCCACUGGUGGCCGUGGGCCGGAGACCGGCGGCGGGCCGCUGCCAGUGGCUUCGGCCGCACCGACCCCGGUGGCGUCGGCCCUGCCGCCCACCACGCCGCUGGCCCCGGCCGGCGGCGACAAUCGCAAGCUCAUCGAGCCCUACAAUGUGGUGCUACGGGGGAGCCACAUCCGCAACACGGCCUGGGCCGUGGGCAUCGUCGUGUAUGCCGGCCAGGAGACCAAGCUCUUCAAGAACAGCGCCGCCGCCCCGAUCAAGGAGUCCAGCCUGCAGCGGCGCCUUAACCACAUGGUUUUGUUGAUGUUCCUGUGCAUUGUCAUCCUGGCCAUCAUCCUGACAGUGACGCGUGCUUCGACCGAUCGCAUCCGCGGCCGGCCCUGGUACCUUGGCCAGCGUACGGCCAACCCCGGGACCGAUGACACGGCCAUCGUCUACACGCUGCGGGCGAUUCUCCUUCUGCAAAACAUGAUUCCCCUGACGCUGUUCUUCCAGCUGGAAAUUGCCCGUUUCAUUCAGGGAUUCCUGAUUGCCAAAGACCCGGCCUUGCGGGCACCGGCGCUGCCCCCCCCGGCCGAUGGAUCCCCGGCCCCGCCUCCGCCAUACCCUCCAUCGAAGGCCAGCACCACCAACCUCAAUGAGCAGCUCGGGCAGGUGGAGCACAUUUUCUCCGACAAGACCGGCACCCUGACGCGCAAUAAGAUGGUCUUCCAGCGCUGUGUCAUCGACGGCCUGGUCUUUGGCGGCCCGUACGCCGACGAGGGGAGCUUCAUGCGGGCUCCCUACUUCGAUCGGAGCUCCAUCCUGGAUGCCAUCCAAGGCACGCCGUAUGUGCCCCCCUCGAGCAUGGGGUCGCAAGUUUUGGCCGGCACCGGCCGGCCGCGGUCCGAGUCGAUCUCCUCGCGCGUGGCCCGGCCGUCGGUGGUCGAUGCCUUCAUGGUGGCACUUGCCGUGUGCCAGACGGUCAUCCCGGAGGAUGUGUCCCUGUCGGCUGCCGAGCAGGAAAAGACCCCGAGCCCGGCCGACCCGCCGGUCCGGCCGUCGGUGGCCAGCCCCGGGGAUGGGCCUGGCGGCCUGUCCCUGCCGCCGCCCCCGGUCACCGGGGCCGGGGGCAGCAGCGCCAGCGUGUCCAUCCCCAUGGGCGACCUGUCGGCCCCCGGGGCGGCCUCCUCGGGCGCCAGUCCAGCCGGAUCAGUGGCUUCCUUGGCUUCGGGGGCUUCUCGCGGGUCCGGGUCCCUGACCGGCGCGGGUCCCGGCGGCGGGGCCGAUGGCGACGGGGGCCUGGCCCUGGUGGCCGGGGCCGAGGCCGAGGAUGGCUUGCUCCAGGCCCCGGGGAUGAUCAAUUACCGGGCCUCCUCGCCGGAUGAGGAUGCCCUGGUCCGGGCGGCCCGGUCCUGUGGGUACUUCUUCCACAAGCGGGAAAUCGAUGUGGCCUUCGUGCGGGUGGGGGGCAUCCUGCCGCCGGAUCGCGCGCGUGCCCUGGCCGAGGCCGAGGCCAAGGCCGACGGCCUCGGGGCCGAUGGGUCCUUCCUCUCGCCCGGGGACAAGGACGAGCUGGAGGCCGAUGGCACCAGCAUCGGGCGCACUCCCUCGCUGGCCGGCACCGACGCCUCGUCGAUCAGCCGGCCGGCCAAGCGGUCGAUCGGGGCCCGGCUGGCGGGGGCCUUCCGUGCGCUGCAUGCGGCGGUCACCGGGUCCGCGGGCCAGCAGGCCGCCGGGGCCGACGGGGCCGAUGCCCUGGGCGCCGGGUCGGGGCCCACCCCGCCGGCGGAUUACGACCCGUUGGAGGGCCGCGGGCUCGGGGCCGUCGAUCGCAAGUAUCACGUUCUGCACAUCAAUGACUUCUCCUCGGCACGCAAGCGCAUGAGCGUGGUGAUUGAGCUCCCGCCGGAGGCCGGCCGACAUGCCUGCGGCGCGCCCCGGCGGGUGCUCUUCUGCAAGGGGGCCGACGAUACGAUCCUCUCGCGGUUGGCUCCCUUCGUGGCCGGGCCCGAGGGGGCCUUCCCCGGGCCGGGCCCCGGUGCGGGUGGGUCUUCCAUCGUGGCCGGCUCGGGCCCUGGCACGGGCGGCGGUGGUGCCCAGGUCACCGGCUGGGACACGGCCUCCGGGACACCGGCGGCCGAGAUCGCCGGCCGGCCGGCCGGCUUCUACGGCCUGUCGGAUGUGCUGCACACGCAGCGCGCCGUGGCGUCCACCCGGCGAGCGCUGAAUACCUUCGCUCGGUUGGGCCUGCGGACGCUGUGCAUCGCCUGGCGCGAGCUCUCCCCGGGGGAGUAUGCGCACUGGCGCAGCAACUACCUGGAUGGCAUCGAUGAUCUGGCCAAUCGCGACGAGGCGCUGGAGCGCGCGUCCGAUGCCAUCGAGAGGGAGCUCAUCUUGCUGGGGGCCACGGCCAUCGAGGAUCGCCUGCAGGCCGGCGUGCCGGAGUCCAUUGAGCUGCUGCUGCGCGCCGGCAUCCGCCUGUGGGUGCUGACCGGCGACAAGCAGGAGACCGCCAUCAACAUUGCGCACUCCUGCCGUCUGUUGAACUCGCAGACGGAGAUCAUCAUCACCCCCUCGCCGGCCUUGACCGUGGCCCCGCAAGUGUCGGCCAGUGCCACGGGCGACAGCAGCCCCACUGAGCCCUACGACACCCCGAACCGGUCGCUGGUCAUCGACGGGUCGGCCCUGCUGUACAUCAUGCGGGAGGAUGCGCAAGACCUGCGCGAUCGCUUCCUCGAUUUGGCAUUGCAGUGCCGCACCGUCAUCUGCUGCCGUGUGUCUCCCAUGCAGAAGGCCAACAUGGUGCAGCUGGUCCGCAAGCGGUCUUCCUCCAACACGCUGGCCAUCGGCGACGGCGCCAACGACGUGGCCAUGAUCCAGGCGGCCUCCAUCGGCGUGGGCGUCCACGGCGAGGAGGGCUCUCAGGCGGUUCGCGCUGCGGAUUACGCCGUCGGCCAGUUCCGCUUCCUGACGCGCCUGCUGCUGGUCCACGGCGCAUGGAGUUACCACCGGCAGAGUCUGCUGAUCCUUUACCAGUUCUUCAUCCAGGUGGUUUUCAACAUGCUGCUCUUCUUCUUCCAGUUCAUCAAUUCCCUUUCGAUGCAGACCAUGUACCAGGCCCUCCUUCACAUCUUCUUCUUCACGGUGUUCACCGGUCUGCCGGUCAUGUUGGCCGCCGUGCUGGACCGGCAUCUGUCGGCCAACCAGCUCCUCAGUCACCCGGAGGCAUAUCGGUCGCUGAAGAUCCGGCCCCUCUUCUCCAUGCGGGUCUUCUGGAUCCGGUCUCUCAUGGCCACCAUGGUGGCCGGGCUGCUCAUGCUGUUUUCCCUGGCAGCCGCCUCGCCGCAGCAUGUGUCCAUGAUGAGCUUCGGCGCGACGCUCUACACGCUGGUCAUGCUCACUGUGUCGGCGGUGUUGAUUGUUGACAUGACGCGCAUCACCUUGAUCAUUGUCCUGUCGCUGCUCGGGUCGCUGGCGGUCUUCAUCUUCCUGCAAUUCUACACCGGCGAGCUGCUCAACCUGUCCUCGGACUUCUAUGUCUAUUAUCGCAUCUAUCGGCAGCUGCUGACAGCGGACGCGCGCUCGUGGGUGGCCUUUUUGGCGGCCCCCACCACGGCGGCCCUGCUGCUGGUCACCGUCAAGUACUGGGGCAUUCAGCGCUUCCCGUCGGACAUCCAGAUCCUCAACGAGCUCAAGUGGGUCAAGCUGCAGGCCCGUCAGUGGGGCGUCAUCCGCGAUGGAGCCGGCAAGGUGUUCGGUCCUUUCACCCGCUGUGUGGAAGCCAUGCAGGAGCACUUCGCCGGCGGACCGGCCGGGCCGGAGGACAUGGAGCUGGGCGAUGUGUCAGCCGACAUGUCCGGUGGCAUGGCCCCCUUCGACUCGUUGUCCCCCUGGGAGGCAGCCGGGCGGAUGGCUCGCCGAGCGACGCCCUGCUGCUGGACAAGCCCGGCGCCGAGGACCCGGCGCCGGUGUCGCCGCAUGCGUCGGCCGGCGCGCCCGGCAGCGAGAAGGCCCCCAUGUCGUCGUUUGCCUUCUCCACGCCCGAGGGCGCCGAGGUCCCGCAAUCGGUCCUGGUGCGGCUGUAUGCCCAGCCGGCCAGCCGGUCGCGCAGCCGUGGCAUCUCCUCCUCGUCCGACCGGCGGAUCUUGCGCCGGCCUUUCCGCCGGCGUGGCCAGGUCGACGCCCUGGCAGCCGGGCCGGAUGCCGGCCCGCAGGCCGGUCUGGCCGCGGUAUUAA